AUGUACCAACUAUACCUAACUUCGGAUAGGGUGCGAUUGGUGGGAAUAGUACGAUUUUCUAUUCCCAUCUUCGGGCUCUUUUUUGCUGACCACCAAUUCAAGCCACUUUUUAAAUUGCUGUCGCUGCCACUCGCCGCGAGAAAUUUUCGAGUCAAAUAUUUCUUAAGUAGUGACACUUGCAAUUUACGUUUUGUAUUGAGCCCUGGUGACAUAGAACAACUGAAGAGGUUCGCAUGUGGCGGCUAUUGCGACGAUUCCACUAUUGUUUACUUACAACAUCCUUGCGUUAUUCUUAGUGCACUAGAGGUAUUAGGUUACAAGGUUGUGGCGUCCAGUUCAACUGCUGUCAAGCAAGACUAUAAUGAAUAUAUGUGGACUAUGAGAAAAGAAUUUUCUGAGCCAGAACCUUCAAUUGUAGUAGAGCAAGACAAUAUCACAAACUUCAGUAAGGAAGCUAUGCACUUAGGCAAUUACCAGCAUCAAACAAAAGACGACGAAGUGAGAGGAGGAAAUCAGAGCUCUAUCUAA
Molecule: messenger RNA, 528 nt
Organism: Arctia plantaginis
Lineage: Eukaryota; Metazoa; Arthropoda; Insecta; Lepidoptera; Erebidae
Source: the annotation of a GenBank genome assembly